Messenger RNA from Zootoca vivipara (common lizard), 2199 nucleotides. The record is from RefSeq and is a predicted model, not a curated record. Lineage: Eukaryota; Metazoa; Chordata; Lepidosauria; Squamata; Lacertidae.
CUAUUAAAGUCUAUUUGUUGUGUGAAUCCUUCCUGCAAGAUACUGACAACAGCCUUGAGGCACUCAAAGUGGUUGCAUCACUUUGCCCAAAGUCCCAGUGUUCCGCUCGCCUUCCACCAGCCACCUUUGAUUGGGCCGCAGGUGCGUUCGUCAUGCCCUUUGUACCCUACCAGAGCCCAGCUCAGUGGCGAUGGUGGGUUGGCUUGCCUGCGCUGAACCCGGGAAAACGCGCGUGGCUUGUUAGAAGGGGACGGAUCCUGCCUGCUCUGUUGUCCUUUGGUGCCCAGGCCUGGUCAAUCAUGGCAUCAUCAAAGAGGGCUGCCAGUGAGGGAAAGUAUUGCAGAGACUGGGAGAAAGAGGAGGAUUUGAAGGUCUGGCUUUGCCCUGUGGCAGGAGACAAUGGCAAAGCAGCCUGCCGGUUCUGCAAGGGUACGAUGCCUGCUGGCUACUCUGACCUUCGGCUGCACAUGGCCACGGCUGAGCAUCAAAAGCAUUUGCCUCCAGGCUGCUCUGUGCCUUUGGCUGAUGAUGGGCUUGGUGACCUGAAGCAUUCUGGUACUGGAGCCACCAUGCCCAGGAGGACAGAGGUAACGAACGGGAGAUGUCCUAUGAGUGAGUUGUGUCUCUCUGUGAGCAGAAGGGUGUUAUGUGAGUUGUAAUUCCAGGGUUUCUGGAAGCAUAUCCAGAAUAUCUUAUCGGUAUUGUGUAUAUAUGUACCUCCAGAAUAUCCUGUGGAUAGAAAUAUCCAAUGGGUAUGCAUAGAAGUAUAUAAGUACAGUAUAACACAGGACUCCCCAAACUAAGGCCCAGGGGCCGGAUGCGGUCCAAUCGCCUUCUAAAUCCAGCCCGCGGACGGUCCGGGAAUCAGCAUGUUUUUACAUGAGUAGAAUGUGUCUUUUUAUUUAAAAUGCAUCUCUGGGUUAUUUGUGGGGCAUAGGAAUUCGUUCAUUCCCCCCCCCCCGAAAAUAUAGUCUGGCCCCCCACAAGGUCUGAGGGCCAGUGGACCAGCCCCCUGCUGAAAAAGUUUGCUGACCCCUGGUAUAGCAUAUUCUAUUAUUAUUAUUAUUAUUAUCUAUCCUAUUUUUUUCGGGGACAAGCGGGGCUUUCGGCCAGCAGGGAAUAGAUUAGUGCUUGACCUAAAAUAGCUGCCAGGUUUAGCUCGCAAUGCCCAAUUUCAACCAUUUUAAACUGCCAAUAGCAAAUUGAUGGAAAAAAUCCUUACUAGUUGUUUGGAAUGAAGGCGCACAGUUACCGUGACUUCCUUUGCCAAGCCUUGUUCCCAUCGGCGGGUUCACCAAAGGCAAAAGAGGAAGAAAUGGAUGAGGUGUUGGUGAGGAACAGGAACGGAAAUUCAGCAGAGACGUUUCAGUUCAGCGCUGAGCCUACCUUGGAAGACAUCCGAAGACUCCAGUCUGGUUUCACAGCCGAGCGCGGCUGGAGGAAGUACCACCAGCCUCGGAAUCUGCUGCUUGCUCUCGUCGGGGAGGUUGGGGAGUUGGCGGAGCUCUUCCAAUGGCGGGAAGAAGCCCCUGAAGGCCUGCCGGGCUGGACGGUGCCCGAGCGCGAAGCCCUCUCCGACGAGCUCAGCGAUGUCCUCAUCUACCUGGUGACUCUGGCAGACAAGUGCUGUGUGGACCUUCCCUUGGCCGCCCUCCGCAAGAUAGGGAAGAACCGCCUCAAAUACCCGGCUGAGCGUGUUUACGGGUCGUCCAAGAAAUACACCGAAUACGAGAAGCAACAGGACGGUGCAGCUGCUUCUUCCGAAGCAGCGAGGGGAGAAAACUCUUGUGUGGCUUUGGGAAGCUCCCAUCCUCCGGACACAAGCUGCGGGGGCUCCAAUGGCGCUGGGGCUUCAGGGCUCAGGCAGGGCAGCACCUCAAAACAGGCCUCUGCUUCGUCGUAGUCUUUUUUGAGAGGAAAGCGCUUAAUACAAAGGGAGCGAUGUGGGGAGGGAAGGGUGCUGCCAUUAUUUCCUCCCUCUCCUUUUAUGUUUUUGAAGGUUUAGAUGGUGCUCACUCCAGUGAGGAAGGGAGCCCUAUCUGGCAGGGGAAUUGAAAGUGACUAGUCUGUGGGGGAAGGCCCUUUGCUCUACGCAGGCAUUAUGACUUUUAUCUCAGAUGUGAAACUGACAAGGGCCUUCUACACGCUUGGCCUCCUGACUAGGGCCCAGUUAGAUGCCUCCAUCUUAGUUUUUGUUUU